Molecule: messenger RNA, 2781 nt
Organism: Monopterus albus (swamp eel)
Lineage: Eukaryota; Metazoa; Chordata; Actinopteri; Synbranchiformes; Synbranchidae
Gene: dus3l
Product: dihydrouridine synthase 3-like (S. cerevisiae)
Exons: 17
Coding region: 206-2305 (699 amino acids)
Biological process (GO): tRNA processing
Molecular function (GO): RNA binding; flavin adenine dinucleotide binding; metal ion binding
Source: RefSeq, a predicted model, not a curated record
UCUUCUCGCAUUUAGAGUCCGCUGUGAUAUCUGUAGAUUGAAAGAGAGUAACUAACCACAUGGUAGGCUACAGUAUGUGUUAUGGUUUUAUUUAAUUUCUACAAGAGGGCUAAGGCUUGAGGCUUCGAUUAAAAAAUCGCACAGGUUUGUAAGAGGUCUACUGACACUGACAGUGAUGUUACAGUGAAGCCCCCCCUAAUUGAAAAUGACAGCAGUAUCCAAAGUGAGAGUUCCCUUCAGCCUCCAUCCAUCAGUAACAUUGCUGCGCAGCUUUUGGCUCCAUCCAGCACAGCCCACAUCAACUGACCUCAGCAGGAGCGUCUGCAGUGCUACUACAAGCAGCAAUGAGCCAAAGCCACAGAAAGAGGUUCGGAGAAAAGCCUGUGAAGGUGUGAUGGAAAAAACUGCGGAGGAAACCUUCGAAGGCAGGACGGAUGUAGCUGUCAAGGGUGAAGCUGCUAUCAAAACAGAGUUCCUAACAACUAAAGAAAAAUUUCAUGGGCUUAUAGACUCUGAGUGGCAGUGCGUAAAAGAGGAAAAUGCCAGUGAAAACAACACUGUUGAGGAGACAAAGGAGACCUCUGUGGAGGAACCUGAAGCUAAAAAGCUCAAACUGGAGCCUGAGGAGAAGACUAAGCCGGGGAAGGCAGAUAGCAAACGUCUGCGAGGACAAAAUAAAUCCAGACCACACACAAAGCCUACCACCUAUGAAGAAAAACGACUGUGUCUCUCAGUUAUUCAGGACAAUAGGGAAUGUCCCUUUGGAGACAAAUGCCACUUUGGUCAUGAUGUAGCGAAGUACAUGGCCUCCAAGCCUGCUGACAUCGGGGAGAGCUGCUACCUCUACAACACAUUUGGAAAGUGUGCAUACGGUCUCACCUGCCGCUUCGCCAAGGCACACACUACACCUGACUUCCACACCAUGGAGAACACAGAACUAGUUAAGGACUAUGAAGGCAGGAAGCCAGUGAAGAACAGCUUGAGUAAAGACCUCCAGAAUCGUCUGAGGAAGCAUUCAGUGGUUUUCAAGAAGUCAGCAGAGUACCUCAAAACACUUUCAAGCAACAGAGACAAAAAAGAACAGCAAGGGAAUGUUGAAGCCUGUGCAGCUCAAGUAUCAACAGGAGGGGAGCAGCAUGUAUCUACAGAAACACAGCUGCAGAGGAGCCCAGAUAAACAGCCUCCAGUGAAGACUGUUGGUCCGCUGACUGAUGUGGACAUCAUCAAGUUGUGCCCCAGUGAAAAGAAACAGGUGGACUUUAGAGACAAGCUCUACCUUGCUCCUCUAACAACUUGUGGCAAUCUGCCUUUCCGUCGUACUUGCAAGCGCUUUGGUGCAGACAUUACCUGUGGGGAGAUGGCCAUGUGUACAAACCUGCUGCAGGGACAGCAGUCAGAAUGGGCACUCCUGAAGAGACAUGAAAGUGAAGAUCUUUUUGGCGUCCAGGUGGAGGGCUGCUUCCCUGACACCAUGACGAGGUGCGCAGAGCUCAUCAACAACAACACUGACGUCGACUUUGUAGACAUCAACUGUGGAUGCCCCAUUGACCUCGUCUACAAGAAGGGUGGAGGCUGCGGCUUGAUGACACGCACCAGAAAAUUCGAGCAGAUAGUCAAAGGGAUGAACUAUGUCCUUGACGUCCCUUUAACAGUCAAGAUUCGCACUGGUGUUCAGGAGAAGAGCAACAUAGCACACAAGCUCAUCCCAGAGAUGAAAAACUGGGGAGUCUCCAUGAUCACACUGCAUGGCCGAUCCAGAGAGCAGCGCUACACUAAGUUAGCUGACUGGGACUAUAUCACUACCUGCUCCAAGCUGGCUGGCCCUGUCCCACUUUUUGGUAAUGGAGACAUUCUGUCCUAUGAAGACGCCAUGAAAGCGAAAGAAACCGGAGUUUCUGGUAUCAUGAUUGCAAGGGGUGCUCUCAUUAAGCCCUGGAUCUUCACUGAGAUAAAGGAGAGCAGACACUGGGACAUUUCAUCCAGUGAGCGACUGGACAUCCUCAGGGACUUCACCAACUUCGGUCUAGAGCACUGGGGCUCUGACACUCGAGGUGUGGAGAAGACACGCACCUUCAUGCUGGAGUGGCUCUCAUUCAUGUGCAGAUAUAUUCCAGUAGGCCUGUUGGAGCGAGUGCCUCAGAAGAUUAAUGAGAGACCACCGUACUACAUGGGCAGAAACUACCUGGAGACACUGAUGGCCAGUCAGAAUGUUGGGGACUGGGUCAGGAUUAGUGAAAUGCUCCUUGGACCCGUGCCAAAGAAUUUCAACUUUUUACCCAAACAUAAAGCCAACGCCUACAAGUGAUUUUCUGUUUGUCUCAUUACUAAAGAAGCACCCGUUUUUUGUUUUUUUUUAAAUAAGUAGAAUUUAAAGAAAGAAUCUAUUGUGUUUUAAUAAAGACUAUUGAAGAGUCUGUUUAUUUGAUGUGUGGUGCAGCAAUUGAACACAAGAUGUUUGUGUGCUUGAAAUAUACACAAAGUCUUUUGGCACACUAGAUUUAUGAUCUAUAAUUAUGGAAUAAAUAUUUUGAAAUUUUUAUUUUAAAACAUAUUACACAUGCACAUAAUCAAGUUAAGAUGUGAGUAAAAAUGUGAAUGUUUUGGUCAAAGGAUCAUUGUCAAAUAAACCUUUUUGGCACCUUAAGAGCCUCUUGUUAGUGUGCAGGAUUUUUUUUUUCAAAAUAUGGGACAUACUGUUUUUGGCCAUACACACCUGACACAUCUCACAAAAGAUUGGAAAUAAGAGGGUGAACACUGCAACAGCUUUUAAUAAACACCCAA